AUGCCAAAUAGUGACUCGGACGACGACGGCCUUGACUACCUCGAGUUUGAUGGUGAGGAUGACGGCGACGGCGACGGCGAAGGCGAAGGCGAGCCAGAGGAAGAAAUACCUGAUGCCUUGGUAGCGGAUGACGUGACUGAAGACGGAGAUGAAUCCCAGUCUGAAGACUCUGAAGAUGUGUCCGACGAAGACGAUGAGGACGAGGACGAUGACGACCAGGGGCCACCGUCGUCUGCCGUUCCGAUGGACGUCGAGCCCGCUGAGAUUCCUGUAGGUGAAUCGACGACGAGCAGCGGCAUGUCGGAGAGCAGAUCUCUCCAGCCUGAGAUAGAGCCUCCACCCCUUCGGAAACGUUCUUUGUCACCGGCACAGUUGCGCAAGAAUGCCCUUGUUGGUAGCAGUAGUUUCCCACCCCGGUCGUACACCAUUGAAGCGAUAUGCGCACUCCCGCAUCCUGUUCCAACUCACGCACUUGCUUCGUCUCUUUGCAUGACCCACCUUCUGACGGGUUCAGACGACGGUUACAUAAGAGACUACGAUAUUUUCUCUGCAGUGAAUAGCAAGAAUUUCCUUACCGCACCUCAACGCCAUCAUGCCAAUGUCGUUGAAGGACUUAUGAAGUCUGGGCAGCUCCGGUUCUGGUGGGAGAAUCCUGCCAUGUCCGAUGCAUCGAGGAGACUCAGCGGGGCAAACACAUUCGAAGAAGAGCCUACUUUAUCUCCCGUUUACAGCCUCGCCAUGCACUCCGACGCCCUCUGGACUCUCGCAGGCACCAACGCAGGGCAUAUAAAUCUAUUUACUAUCAGGCACGAUCCUGGUAAACUUUGCUACGUUAUGAAUGGACACCGUGGGCCCGUCUCCUCGCUUGCAAUGGAUUAUCAAGAAAAGGGAUUUUUCAGUGCUGGUUGGGAUGGCGAAGCGAUUCAAUGGGAUCUAAAUAUUGGACAGGUGGUGCGAAACUUCACUGCUCACGGAGCUCAGCUUGCAGCAAUCGCAGUCCGACCUAUAGCCUCAGGUUAUACAUCCGUUAAUCCCCCUGUUAUUACAACUGGCUCGGAUAGUACUGCAGGUCCUUCCCAACUUCCGCCUUCGUCAUCUGCCGACACAAAGUCCGACGUUGACAUGGGGGAAUCAAGUUUAGCAGACGCCCAACGACCUCCUGUAGACUCUGAUGCAAAAUCGGAUAUUUCUUUCGACCCUCUGUUCGAUGACGAACCAGAAACUGAAAUCCCUAAACCAGAAUUUAAACUCGCCAUGCCUACCGGAGUAGAGCAACAACCUCCACCCUCUCGCCUGGUACCAAGCACUAUCCCCCCUCCCAAGAACGCCCCUCCAUUGCUGGAUCCCCCAACAUAUACGACUUACUCUCCCGAUCUUUUAUUGACGGCGUCCAUAGAUGGCCAAGUCAUUAUAUGGGACAGAAGAGUGCACUCUCCUGGGACAGGAGUUGGAAGACUAUGGAUGAGCGACAAAACGCCACCAUGGUGUCUUUCUGCGUGUUGGUCCGCAGACGGUGGUCAAAUUUAUGCUGGUAGGCGCAACGGGACCGUUGAUGUGUGGGAUGUUCGACUUUUGGGACGCUCUGGGCCUUCCAACACACCUCGACUGCUGAAAACGCUUAGAAAUCCAUCGAGUUCCGGAGUUGUUUCCUGUGUGGUAGCAUUUCCAGAUUGCCGGCACCUCGCGUGUGCAUCAAUUGACAAUUUGCGCCUUUGGAAUGUUGCCGAAAGUGGUGAGCCCGAUUCGAGUGGCCGUCCCAGGAGUGGUGUGCCGUUCAAGAUCAUUCCUGGUCAUCAUGGUGGGUAUAUAUCACAGAUGCUCGUCGACCCUGCUGCAAAGUUCUUGGUCAGUGCAAGCAGUAAUCGUGGAUGGCAUGGUGACUCCACCAGAACGGUCUUUGUUCACGACAUCAAACACAUACGUUAG
Molecule: messenger RNA, 1926 nt
Organism: Laccaria bicolor S238N-H82
Lineage: Eukaryota; Fungi; Basidiomycota; Agaricomycetes; Agaricales; Hydnangiaceae
Exons: 8
Coding region: 1-1926 (641 amino acids)
Biological process (GO): ribosomal large subunit assembly
Cellular component (GO): nucleolus
Molecular function (GO): protein binding
Source: RefSeq, a predicted model, not a curated record